AGGCCGGGGGCGGCGGCCGCGCACCUCCGCGUCUGGCGGGACGGCGCCGUCACCCUGGAGCAGGACGAGCCCGACCGGCCGCCCCCGCCCGCCGCAGGUAAAUCAGGCCGUUUACACUGCACAGAAAUGGAGGUUAUUGAAUCACUAGGGAUUAUUAUAUAUAAAGCCCUGGACUAUGGUUUGAAGGAAAAUGAAGAGCGGGAAUUAAGUCCUCCGCUGGAGCAGCUUAUUGACUACAUGACUAAUGCCACAGAAACAGAUGGGAGUAGGGAUGAAGGAUAUGAUGCUCUGGAUGAAGGAGUGGAGGAUGACGAUGAUGAAGAGGAAGUUGAGGCCAUUCACUCCUAUAAAGAUGUCAUGAAGCUGUGUGCUGCCCACCUGCCAACCCGAUCAGAGGCGCCCAACCACUAUCAAGCAGUGUGUCGGGCUCUGUUUGCUGAAACAAUGGAGCUCUACACUUUCCUGGCCAAAAUUAAAAGUGCAAAAGAGAACCUGAAGAAGAUUCAGGAAAUGGACAAAGAGGCAAGUGAUGAAUCCGGCACGGAUCUUGAUGAACUGAAAAAUGCUGACUGGGCCCGUUUUUGGGUGCAAGUGAUGAGAGAUUUACGGAAUGGUGUCAAACUUAAGAAAGUUCAAGAGCGUCAGUACAACCCACUCCCCAUAGAGUAUCAGCUCACACCCUAUGAGAUGCUGAUGGAUGAUAUUAGAUCCAAACGCUAUACCUUGAGGAAGGUCAUGGUCAACGGUGACAUCCCACCUCGAUUAAAAAAGAGCGCCCAUGAAAUAAUCCUGGAUUUCAUCCGAUCACGACCUCCAUUAAAUCCUGCCUCGGCAAGGAAACUGAAGCCAACCCCGCCACGGCCCCGCAGCCUCCAUGAGAGGAUCCUGGAGGAGAUCAAGGCGGAGAGGAAGUUACGUCCGGUCUCCCCUGAUGAGAUAAGGCGAAGCAGGCUGGCAAUGCGGCCACUUAGCAUGUCUUACAGUUUUGACUUGUCAGAUGUACCGACACCAGAGGCUGGAAGAAAAUUAGUGGAUGCCUCUGUAGUGAACGGUGGCCCAGCGCCACAAGGAAAGCAGAACGGGGCCACACAAGUGACAGUGCAACGCAAGAGACUCCUUAAGGCGCCCACACUGGCUGAACUUGACAGCUCGGAUUCAGAGGAAGAAUCGGUGCACAAAUCAGGAAGCAGCAGCAGCAUCUCCCCCUCACAAGCGGAAGACCCCUCUCAAGAAGGAACCAGCAGCAGAAAGAUGCCUCCAAAGUUCUUGCCCAUAUCGUCUACGCCGCAGCCCGAGAGACGGCAGCCGCCUCAGAGAAGACACUCCAUUGAAAAGGAAACACCAACCAAUGUGAGACAGUUCCUACCCCCUUCAAAACAGAGCUCCAGGUCACUUGAGGAGUUCUGUUACCCCGUGGAAUGUCUGGCUCUGACAGUGGAGGAGGUCAUGCACAUCCGUCAGGUGCUCGUGAAGGCGGAGCUGGAGAAGUACCAGCAAUAUAAAGAUGUCUACACUGCUCUCAAGAAAGGAAAGCUCUGCUUUUGCUGUCGAACAAGAAGGUUUUCUUUCUUUACCUGGUCUUACACUUGUCAGUUCUGCAAGAGGCCUGUAUGCUCGCAGUGUUGCAAAAAAAUGCGGCUGCCAUCGAAGCCAUACUCCACCCUCCCCAUCUUCUCCCUGGGACCUUCAACCUUGCAAAGGGGAGAAAGCUUCAUGAGGCCAGAGAAACCCUCUACCAGUCACCACCAUUCCCUGCGGAGCAGGUUGACCUCGAGGUCCAAGUCUGUGGAUAAGUCACAAGAAGAGUUUCCCAAAGAAUUAAUGGAGGACUGGAGCACAAUGGAGGUUUGCGUGGACUGCAAGAAGUUCAUCUCAGAAAUCAUCAACUCAAGCCGGCGCAGCUUGUCUCUGGCCAACAAACGAGCCAGGUUGAAAAGGAAGACGCAGUCCUUCUACAUGUCAUCACCAGGAACCUCGGAGUACUGCCCCUCAGAAAGGACGAUCAAUGAGAUCUGAGCCGUGUGCCUUCUGCUUUGCUUCCGUCUCCGUGAGGUCAUCAUCCGUGAGCGAGGUCACUGGAGCCGCAUUGUCACCCCGUUGCUCUGUUCCACUUGACUGGCUUGGGUUUGCUUUCCAUCACAGGAUUUCCCACUCCAGCAGUUCCCAGAGACACAGAGAGCUGUGUUUGGAUGCGUGCAGGGUGAUACACGACGGGUCAGCUGCUCGCGCUGGGAGAAAAUUGAUGGUUUGAAAUUGUUGCCUCUUUUGUACGUGUGCGUCGAGAUGAGAAAGCCUUUUCUUGCUUUCAGUCUUUUUAGCCAUGCUUUGAGUCAUUUUUCUUGAGAUGAGCUGAGAGCAGGUGUCUGAUGGAGAACCAGACCUAGCACGGCGUCAGUGGUGGCACAGUAGCAAGCAGUAGGCCCUGCUGCAUUCCCACCCUCGGAAUGCUCACGCCCGUCCUUGUUGAGGCAGCCGAGGGCCGUGCCGUGCACCAGGCACCCAGCCUGAGCAGCUCCGGUCAAAUCCAUCUUCCUUUGAACCAUUUUGAUUGCUCUGUGAUUGGGGUUCAGCACGGGACUCUACAGUGUCAGUGUCCUGGGGCAAAGCAGGUGACCGAGCUCUUCGUCCGUGCAGUCGGUCAUACCCCUGAGCUGCUGUACUUCUUAAGCCUUAGUGUCCUUCUGAGUGACUCCUGAGCAGGUUGGAGUAGUUUACUUCCUAUCUUGAAUGUAUGAUAAUGACUACUAGUAGCAGUGAAUUUUAGUAGUAGACAAAGUUGUACAGUUUAUGGGGAGGACGGGAAAUAAGGGAGGCUUCUAAUUUUAACUGAAUACCUGUAAAAUUGUUCUCGUGGUUACUCAGAGGAAGCAGUGGGUAAGGUGUAAAUUUGUAUUAUAAUGGAGCACACAGAUACUGCUAUAGUUCUGUCUGACAGCAUAUCCACUAGUAACCCCAUUUUUUCUGGGGUUUAUAACUUGGCUGUAAAAAUUCGUGUUCUGAAAUUUGGGACAGUGCUCUCUCAGAUUGGGAGCGAUCUCUCUUUUCUUUAACCUUUUUUUCAUUCUUUCCCCCUUUUUCGUUCACUCACAAGGGAGUGUUAGACUAACUGUUUAGAAGUUCCAACAGUUUUACAUUAACUGACAUCUCAUGCUUUUUUGCACUUUUUUAAUAUUCAAAGUACUUUUUUUUUUUCAUUCAGUCAUAGCCAGAGUUUAGUCAAUAAUUUGGGGCCAGAUCUUUUUGGUAUUUAAAAACAAGCUAACAUAGCCAAGUUAUUAAUACUUGAAAAUCAACUACUGUAACUUUUUUCAUAAAUUUUUUAAUACCCUGAGGCAUAUUUAAUGUCUAUAUUGCAGUGUAUUAUAGAAUGACAUAGCAGAAAAGUUUCAGAUCUAUUUAUUAACAUUUCUAUACUUCAAGUUAAUGAGAGAUACCUCAAAACUGCUCCAAAGUAGCUGGGACUUGACUUCCAUAACAUAAUUUUAAAGGUGUAUUAAUCAAAACAGCUUCCUCUGUCCAAAAAGCCCAAGAGAGAGACUGCCCCUGUGGCCCUGGCAAGGCACAGUGCCCAGGCUGGGAGGCACCAGGGCUGCUUGGCUCCCUCUUGGCAGCCUUUGGAGCAGCCAUCCAUAUCGUCUCUUUUAGGCUGAUUUGAAAAGCACAUGCAAAAGUCUCUGUAAACCUUCCCAGGGAGUCGGCCAUCCUUAUUUUUUGUUAAAAGCCCCCAUGGAAAAUGAGAAUUUUUGCAUAGGUAGGGCUUAUUGAAACAGUUUCUCUUUUUUCCCGACCCAAUGCAAACAGGAAAAGCAGGGCUCAGUGCUAACUCUCCCUCCUUGCUGUCCCGUGUAAGGUCAGGUGUCACAGCCCUCUCCUCGUGGUACCUCUGGAGAAGCAUCUUGCAUGUUAAGGCACGUGGAGUAGUGCAUGAGAGAGGGCUGUAGGAUUGCAGGGGAGCAGCGCAGGCUGGCUGGUGGGAAAGGUUCUGCUGUUGCUGGAAGGGUCGCCUGAUCUCGGUCACAUCAGCACUUUCUCUUGUUUCUGUGCCAAAACCAGGCCGUGUGUUUGCUGCACGGUGCACCAGGAAAACCAGACAGAAACGAACGCAGGAAAUCUCACUUUGCAUCUGCCCUGUUGUCGUUGUUGUCACGAUUUUUUCAUGGAGAUGCCCUGGCCAUGUUACAGUCUUGCAGUCCUCUGCUCAGUCUGCUUCCCUGGUGUCCUCAAGCCACCAAGGUGCAGAGCAUCUAGCACGUUUAUUUUCCUCUGGGAGAGGAAUUUGGGAUGACGUAGAGCAGGCAGGAUGAAGGACUGAGUCCUGAGCCUGCAAAGGGAACCAAGUUUUUCAUGCCUGUGCCCUGCUCCACGCUGGCAGUGUUGGGGGUGGCUCUGGGGUGGCGGCAGAGCCUUGUCACCUGGCCUGUGCCUUCCCAGAAUUGCCACAAGUCCUUGGCUCAGGGCAGGCUCUGCUGUGCUGGCCAGGGCACAAACACUGAGAAACAAUGCAGUGGUUGUACAGACGGCUCCCUGUUGCUCUCAUAGAGCUGCCAUGGGCCAGGGCCUGGAUAACCUCCCUUUUUCCCUGGAAAAACCCCUCCAAGCUGCUGACACAUGCUGUGGCAGGCUCCAGAAGACACGGUGUGAAGGGCUGCCUCUCCCACUGGCUCCAUCCCUCCCUCCCUGGCACAGCUGCUCCGCGUUACCCUGGCAUUUCGUUCCACGAGGGGAGAAGCAGCGGGUUGGUUCAUGGCAGAAAGCCUGAAGGAGCUCAGCUCUGGUUGCCUGGCUCUGCAGAGUGGGCUAUUUUUAGCUUUCCAUCUCCUCCCUGCCUGCACCAGCAUCCCAAAUCCAGUGCAGCCAUUGGCCCAGCACCCCGUGGUGCUGCCCAGCGUGUCCUAGUUACGGGCUGAACUUCACGUCAGCGUCGGAGGGGGAAAUCAGAAGCUUGUAAAUAUCUGUAAUAUAUUUAUUAAUAUUUAGGAAGUCUCCAUCAAUCAUGCAAUGGGAAUUGACUUUCCCAUGAUGUUUUAAAAAGGAAACGCAUCUUAUUUAUAUGUGUGUUGGCUGUUAUCUUUUAUUAGAGUUAACGCUUUCAGCCCCCUAAUACAGUUUGCACAUCUUAGAGUGAAUUACUGCUGAAAGGAACGCGGCACUAGCACAGUGAAUUCCGUUCCAUGAAUUUUAAAUUUUUUUCCUUCUGGGUUUUUUUUUUUUUUUUUUAGCUUUAUUAGUUUGCCCAAGGUCUGUUAAAAUAUAUCAUAGGAGACCCAAGGAGCUAAAAAUGCCUCUGGCAGCAUCAGUCUUGUUUUGUAUGUGAACCUGGUUGUGGGGAAUGCGAAACCAGCUCUGCCUCACGGUGGUGAUGGAAGAUGUGAGCAGGCUUUUGCUGCAGCUCUCAGACCUGACCUUUCAAGUGUUCAUGGUGACAGUAGUGUUUUGAGGGGUCGUUGGGGUUUUUUUUCCCUUUCUCCAUUACUUCCUUUAUACAGGGAGGGGUGUUACCUGGUAAAAAUAAAAUGCCUUUCCAUUAUAACCCUUGUCUGUGUUAAUUAUUCAUGGGGAAGCUGAUUUAAAAGUUCUGUCUCUCUCUUUUUCAUGCUUUUAUAGUUUUGUAAGAUCAAUCAGAUGUUUCUUUUGGCAAAGAAUUGUUAACGAAAAUGAUUGGAUAACAGCUGAACACUGGCUGGGCUGCAUGAAGGGAUGAAAACCUGUUGAAGUACCCUUAGAAUAGCAAUAAAAACUGCUUGUGUAACCCCAGUGAUGUGAUUAGCUCCUUGUUACCAUCUGCAGCCAACUCCCUCUGUUACCAGUGUGCUGCUUCUUCCAAUACUGGUGUGCUCUACCUGAGGCAGCACGUUUGUCCUGCAUGUGAUACAGGCUUUGGGAGAACUCCAUCCCUCCCUCAUCAUUGGGAGAGAAAUGCUGACAGUCUUUUGGAGAGGUUUUUGGUGGAUUUGGUUUAAUUUUUAAAGCAGAAGUGGAGAGAACAUUAUGACAACUCCUGCAUUGUUCUCUCUUCUCUCCUGAGCAUCCCUUUUUCCCCAGGCAAGUUCAGCAUCAGCUUCUCUGGUUAGUUACUGGCUGCAUGCUCUAUAGGUUAAAGCAUAAUUAGGACCUCCAGCUUUAAACUCCUGAAUGCUACCUUCUUGCUUUACUUCAUCCAGCAGCUCUGCACAACUCUUAGGAAUGUCUUACAGCUCAGUCUUACCAGUGAAACAGUGACAGCACACAGGCAUGAGAGAAAGGUGCUGCAACUCUACACUCUGGUGCUACAGCACAUGGAUUAUGUUCAUGUUCACCAGAAAGUUUUAUACUGUUGCCAUGUUUAUAACUUGGAGCAGCUCUGGUUUAUUUCUCCUUUUGUAUCUGUGUAUCUUAAGGCCAGUCUGAGAAUGUUUAUGGAUACCAGUUCCAGCUAUAGUAACCUCUUUUGUUGUUUCUGUGUGAUUUUUACUACUGUAUUUCAUAAUUUUUGGGUACCUGAAAUUGCUGUUCCCCAGAACUUCCUUGUAGUGAUGAGGAGGAGAACCAUGACAGAGGGGCAUUAGCGGAGCCUGAUGUGAUACACAAAGCCACAGAACCCCUGAUGUGAUACACAAAGCCACAGAACCCCUGAUGUGAUACACAAAGCCACAGAACGCCGUGCUGAGCGGCACCCAUGAGAUCCAGCAGCCCAGAGCAGAGGCAACCGGGGCCCUUCCCUGUUCCCUCACUUUGACACUGAAAAAUCCUAGAGAUGCCCAUGUUUCUCAGCUGCCCUGGCACAAGAUGUGAGCUACUCCGUGCCCCAGGGUCCCCAGCUGCAAAAAGAUGCUUCAAAGUGGUUACAAACUGUUUAAAGAAUAAAGAAUAAAAAAUAACUAUUUAAAGAGCUGCUGCUGAAGACCUGAGUGCUCAGUGUCAGAGCUGAAAGGAUCCCUCAGUGUGCAAGUUUCCAUCUGCUUUCAGUACUUGAAAACAAUUAGCCCUAGUUCCAGGUGAAACAAAUUCCAGAGAGGUGAAACUUUACAAUAUUUUGACAAGCAAAGACUUGUGAAUGAAUUUUUCUGUGGUAGGUCUGCAUCCAACAAAUGUCAUGGGGCAUAAUCAGGAGAUGGAGCUGAACCAGUAUCAAAUUUUAUGCAGUAGUAGUUUAGUUGGUUUAUUUGCAAUAAAUCAAUCCAGGAACGUUCCAGUUUUUUCCCUGGUCAGGCUGUUUUGCAGUGGCAGUGCCUGGCUGAACAGAGUGUCAGAUGUGAGGUAGCCCAGGCUCUGUGUCCUGAGGUAAUAAGAGCUGCUGCCGGCUGCAAAGGUCAGCGAGAUGGGUUCUGUAGAACAUUUCUAGAGGAAGCCCUUCGGAACAGAACCUUCAGAACAGGCCUUACUAUAGCUAAAUAAAAAAUACAUUUGUAAGCAGAUCAUCUUCCAAGAUGCCAGGCUGCUACUAUAAACUCACAGCUGAAAAGGAUCUUUUUGAUUAUUGAUACAUUUGAUUUUUUAAAAAGCCAACCCAAAAGAGCGCUCAGUAUGAAAAAAACAGCCUUGGUCUCUCUGAUGCAGCUGAAGGUGUUUCCAUUAAGCUGCAGGUCCUCUCUGCAUUUCUCUAACCAGUGACACCAGUGCUUAGAAAUGGGAGCCAGCAAUGCUUUGGCUUUUGCAGGAUGGGCCCUGGGCCAGACAGCGCAGUGUGGGAUUUUUUAACUGGAUUUCAGGAAUCUGAGUUCAGAAAUCUGCUAAAUCUAGAAUUAAAGCACAUGGGCAUGAUGUAAGUUCUGCAGGAGGUGGGCUUCCAAAGUUUGGUGGAAAUAAGCACCGGUUCAGCUGGCACAGAUCUAUAGAGGCAGCACUCUCAUGGCCCAGCUUUCAGGAGAGACAGAGCCCAAGGGCCAGCUUCAGCUGAGACAUUUAAGGUGAGCAUGUUCCUACUGCAGGGCUGGUGGUUACACUGCCUGUGAAUCAAGAGCAAAAUGAAGAUGAUGAGAAGGGGUUUUGAGCUGUGUUUCUGUUAAAGCUGGUUCCAUCUCCCUAACCCCCUUCUUUAAUUAAAAAAAAAAAAAAAAGAAAAAUUCCAAACAGGAGGUGCACUUUUUGGACAUGAACAGGCCUAAAGCACAAACCUUCCCCUUGGAGCUUCCCCUGCUUCUGUGCUGUCACUGUGCAUGUACCGUCUGCGCAUCUUCAGGGACACCAGGGGCAUCAGCUCUACCAGCAAAAGGCAACAGAAUUGUCUUCUGCUUGUUUCCAUGUUAUGUGGUACUGA
Molecule: messenger RNA, 8236 nt
Organism: Hirundo rustica (Barn swallow)
Lineage: Eukaryota; Metazoa; Chordata; Aves; Passeriformes; Hirundinidae
Gene: SPIRE1
Product: spire type actin nucleation factor 1
Exons: 17
Coding region: 127-2016 (629 amino acids)
Biological process (GO): Golgi vesicle transport; polar body extrusion after meiotic divisions; establishment of meiotic spindle localization
Cellular component (GO): cell cortex; cytoplasmic vesicle membrane
Molecular function (GO): actin binding
Source: RefSeq, a predicted model, not a curated record